AUGCUAAAGAAGUUGAUUCUUUUUCUAUUACUCUCAUUGAUUCUGGCGAUCAAAUGCGCUAAAUCUGAAACAGCAGUUCGAUCGUAUGUAGUUAAAGAAGACAAACCUCCCACCCUCAAACCUCUAACUGAUUUUACUGCGUAUGAUUCACGAGAAAAGGAUCGUAUUUACCUACUACGAACAACAUCGAGUGAUAUUGAUACCAUUACACUAUUCGAUUAUCGUGCUCGAACAAUGAUCGGAAAUGUCGAGGGAGAAUGGAUCAAUGGCAUCUUCAACGUGUCUCUCUCUAUUUAUGAUCCGAAAUCGGACAAAUGGGUUGAUGGAAUCAUGACACUUGUGCGAGGUCUUCUAUCCUAUACGUAUAAACUUAAUUGGAACAAUCAACGUCUGGUUAUGAAGAGCAAAUCGUUUACAAAAACGAUUAAAAUCUAUGAUGAAUCAACGAAUCAGUUAAUGGGACAAUUUCGCUAUCGUUCGUUCUGGCGUAGUGGCACGAAGUACAAAUAUGACGUGAAAAUCUUCACUAAUAAACUUCCCGAUGCUAUUUUUCUCCUAUCUAUGACAGUGGUUCAUCAUAGUGAAAAACUAGUGGACGACAAACGAUGA
Adineta ricciae is the source of this 609-nucleotide messenger RNA. The record is from the annotation of a GenBank genome assembly. Lineage: Eukaryota; Metazoa; Rotifera; Eurotatoria; Adinetida; Adinetidae.